AUGCAGCCCCGGGAAGCUACUCACGCUGGAUCGUGGUAUUCUGGCACUCAAUCCACUCUUGCACGUCAGCUCGACCAAUGGCUAGCGCAAGCGCCGGGGGAGCUUGAGAACGUUGGCUCAUUACCCGUGUCUGGUGCUCGAAUUAUUAUUGCUCCGCAUGCGGGCUAUUCAUACUCGGGACCCUGUGCCGCGCACGCGUACAAGGCAUGGGAUUUGUCGAAAGCGAAGCGGAUUUUCGUCCUGGGACCAUCCCACCACCACUAUCUCUCAACACUGGCUCUUCCAGAGCUCACCUCGUACUCUACCCCGCUCUCCGACGACCCGCUGCCGCUGGACACGGAGCUUAUCGCUAAGCUUCGCUCCACCAAAGCAACCAAGCCAGAUGGAUCAACUAUCAGCUUCACGACAAUGUCCAGGGACGUUGACGAGGAUGAGCAUAGCAUAGAGCUUCACUUGCCGUACAUUCACCGUCUCCUGCAGGUGUAUCACCCAAAUAAGCCCACCUCGCAAUACCCACCCCUGGUGCCAAUCAUGGUAGGAAGCACAUCGGCUUCCACCGAGAGUGCCUUCGGAGCUUUACUGGCUCCGUACCUUAAGGACCCCGAGAACGCGUUUGUCAUUAGCUCCGACUUCUGUCACUGGGGCCUCCGUUUCCGUUAUACAUACUACGUUCCCCAAGCCCCCAAGCCAGGCCCAGAACUUCCCCUCUCCGCCGAUGCCCUGCCCCAGCCCGGUGGCGAGAUCAGCGACGUCGAGGCCAAGAUGGAUCUGGUCUCUGCCGGGCACUCCUUGCAGCGCCGAGACCGCGUCUCCAGCCGAGAGCCCGCCAUCCAUGAGAGUAUCUCGGCGUUUGAUAUUGCCACCAUGGCCGCCAUCACGACGGGCUCGGCUGCAACCUUCCUGGACACCAUCCAGACCACGGGAAACACAGUUUGCGGGCGUCAUCCUAUCGGCGUGAUGAUGGCCGCCAUGGAGCAAGUUGCGCGCCCGGACGAGGGAAAGACCGGGAAGUUCCAUUUCGUCAGAUAUGAGAGGAGCUCGGAUGCAAUUGAUGUCAACGAUAGUUCCGUGAGCUAUGUUUCUGCAUUUGCCAUACUAUGA
Messenger RNA from Aspergillus steynii IBT 23096, 1101 nucleotides. Its product is annotated as protein MEMO1. The transcript has 3 exons. The record is from RefSeq and is a predicted model, not a curated record. Lineage: Eukaryota; Fungi; Ascomycota; Eurotiomycetes; Eurotiales; Aspergillaceae. The coding region runs from base 1 to 1101 and encodes 366 amino acids.